AUGAAGAUGUUGUCUGCAGAUGCAUGCAAGUUGUUGCUCCUUGUCUAUUUUACGUCUCUGGCUCUUGGUUUCAUCGCAGGAUGGUGGAAGGUAAAAAUUUAUGUGAGGGCUGAGUGGGCGAGUCACGAGUCAAACAAUUGCAAAAUGAGAACGGUUCCUAUUCUCAUGUUUGAUCCAAAUUUUCCAGGUCCCAGCAUCUACAGGAAUAAAUAUAAACUAUCGAGAUACAUCGUCGCAAGGCAGUACUUGGAAUUUGAGCCGAUCCUUUACAACGGCCAGAAGCUAAGAACUGCUGAACUUCAAGACCAUACAAAUGAACCGAAUCACUUAUGUAAUAGAAAGCAUUUUCAUGUCAUAAAUCGCAAGACGUCCUGGUUUGAAGCCGAGAAGCUCUGUUCCAGGAUUGCUCCCAAUGGAAAACUUGUCAGCAUAAGAUCCCAACAGGAUCAAAAUUGUAUCAAGGCCUACUUCAAUAGCCACAAGCCCGAUACAAGCGCGUGCCAAAAAGACUUCUGGACAUCCGGUCGGUACAGAGGGAAUGGAUUCGUGUGGGCGGCAGAAAAUAGUAAAUUUUCCUUCAAGAACUGGAGGCGGAAUGAACCAAACAGACUGGCUGGAGAGGAUUGCGUACACAUCUGGGGCUACGAGGAUUAUAAGUGGAAUGAUAUAAACUGCGACGGUCGCAGGUUCUUGAAUCUAGGGGACAUCUGUGGCUGGGAUGCUCUAAACCAAAAAUCUCCAAACCAUAAGGACGUCCGUCAUGUUGAAAUAUUCCGUGCUAGAAUUUUAAAAGUAAAAAUUUAUAAAAUCCAUGAGUUUGUCAGUUCAAAGAACUUCCUACUAUUGAAAAUACCAAAAAAAAGUAUUUUGAAAAAGAAAACUUACUUGCAAAGCACUGAAUCGCCAUAUUCUCUAAUGAUAGUGAAGGAAACGUGCAAGUGGUCAACCGUGAAAUAUUAUAACGCCGCACGGCCUUCGCACUGCCCCCUCUAA
Molecule: messenger RNA, 993 nt
Organism: Helobdella robusta
Lineage: Eukaryota; Metazoa; Annelida; Clitellata; Rhynchobdellida; Glossiphoniidae
Exons: 7
Coding region: 1-993 (330 amino acids)
Molecular function (GO): signaling receptor activity
Source: RefSeq, a predicted model, not a curated record